AUGUUUCAGCUGUGCCUGCUGUGCACGUUUGGCCUCACUUGGAGCAAGCCGCACAUCAUCUUUCAUAUCAUCGAUGAUUGGGGUUUUCACGACAUCGGUUUCCGGUCACAGCAGAUGAAGACACCGACCCUCGACAAAUAUCACAAGCAAGGUGUAACCCUGGAAAACUACUACGUGUUGCCUACCUGCAGCCCAACUCGUGCCACCUUUCUGACGGGCCGCAUGCCCUUGCACACGGGGCUCUCGUCAAAGCUGACGAUAAGAGAAGCCAAAGGGCUUCCACUCCAUGAGACGCUAAUGCCGAGCCUGCUGCGACACCAGGGCUAUCGUUGCCAUGCCAUUGGGAAAUGGCACCUGGGGCAUUUUCGGACCGAGUACACGCCCACGUUUCGAGGUUUUGAAUCCUUCUACGGCUACUAUUCUGGCGGUGAGGACUAUUUCCAGCACCGAAUCGAAGGUAUCUACGACAUGCACCGCCAGCCGCGGCCCUUUUGUGGUCCCAACUGCAGUCACGUUGCGUGGGAGGCGGUUGGUGCGUACUCCACCAAAUUGUUUCUGCACGAAGCGAUCCGCAUCAUCCGACGUCACAAGAAGCAGGAGCCCGAGAAACCUCUCUUCCUGUAUCAGGCGUGGCAGAACGUGCAUUCGCCCAUCCAGGCCACCAAGUUUUUUGUGCAUCAGUUCGAGUCCAUCGCCAACAGGACCAGGCGCGUACAUGCGGCUAUGGUGAGCUCAGUAGACAACGCGAUUGGCCAGAUCAAUGAUGUUUUGCAACAGGAGGGCAUGCUACAGAACUCGGUAGUGGUCGUAACAACCGACAACGGCGGUGCCAUCCACGAGUGCAAACCCAAUGGAGCUUCCAAUUAUCCCCUGAGGGGUGGCAAGUGCAGCAUUUGGGAAGGUGGCACCAGAGGCACUGCUCUGAUCUAUGCUCCCAGUUUUCUUCCCGCAGGACUGGUCUGGCCGGGCCUCUUCCAUGCAGCGGAUUGGUUGCCAACGCUGCUGUGUGCAGCUGGUGCCGAUCCAUUUGUGGCGGCUCCUAAGCCUUUGGAUGGCUUCAACCUGUGGCCAGCCUUACAGCAAAAUCUCUCGUCCCUCCGAAGUGAGAUCUACUACGGCCAUUCGGAUCUCGCCGUGGGUCGCCAUGGGCCAGGCUUCAGGGACGCAGAGGGAUGGAAACUCAUUCUGCAGGGCGGCGGCGGUGUGGAUGAUUGGUCUUUGCCCAGGAGACUACGGCCACGACGACGUCGCGUUCCGGGAUCACCCAAGAUCUAUCCGUUGCUCUUCGACCUGAAAAACGACCCAUCGGAGACCACGGAUCUCAGCCGAACGCGGCCGGAGAUCAGUUCGCGUUUGGGCGCCCGGCUGAGACACUACCGACGCCAAGCCGUGCGCCCUGUCCGCGAGCACAGGCUCUUCGCCGAGCGGAGAGUGGAUGGGCCCAUGGUGUUGAAGGAUUGGCCGGGCCACAAGCCUAGCAGAGCGCCGAGCUUGGAGGUGCAUUUGGCUCGGAGGCAGGCAUUUCAAGGAGCAUCUUUCAGCAGCAGCAUAGGAAAACUGCAGAUUGCACAUUUGCUUCCGGCAACUUCCACUGUGGACGACUUGCGACGCUAUUUCGAAAGCUUUUACCGAGAGGGUGGGGAGUUCCAAAGUGAAGAAUACCAGGACAGCGAGGAUUUCAACCAUUCCUGGAAGCAUCUUCGAACUGGCAUCGUUGUAUGGAAAGAUGCCAUUGAUUUGUCAUCAGGCCCAGGUGCCAAGGUAUAUUUUCACUACACGGAGGAGCUACCUUUCAGAAACAUCACGGCCCUUGAGAAAGAAGCUGCGGAGGUAUGGGCCUCACUGAGAACAGAAGGAAAAAGUGCAAACGCCUGGUGGGGGCGUGGUGUGUACACCGUCCCUAAAUCUCCAGACCAAUGGGCAGACCGAAUGGAACUCUUAGAUAACAAUUACAGAAAUAUGAUUAAGAGAGAUGUGGAACUUCAUGGUGAAGACUAUGUGAGGAGAGUGUAUCCACCACGUGCAUCGUUCUGCAUUCCUUUGCUCAUCGAUCCAGAGAAUGCCUACGACAUUUCAGUGAGGCCAACACCUGAGAUGGAGGCAGCGGGAAAGCCACCCGGCACAAAUCUGGAUGACAAGCUGUUGAAUGAGCCCGGGCAGCCAGAGCGCUGCUGUGUGGUUCUCCGGGUGGCUGGCGAGGACGGCGUUGCCAAUGCUCGAUCUCGCCUGCUAGAUGCUCUCCGCGCACGCGAAGUGGCUGCUCAGACUCCUGGCCUCAAGAUUGCUGCGAAAGCGCGUUUGGGAACAGCUCUGCAGAAGCGAGGCUACUUCCCGGAUAGCAAGAUUUUGCUGAGCGACGUUCUGGAAGCCCAUGAGCGCACCCUCGGUUGCCUCGAAGCCAUGGGCCUGCUGAAAGAUGCAGAGCCGCUCUACAGGAGAGCUUUGGAAGCCCAGGAGCGCACUCUCGGAGAGCUUUGGAAGCCCAGGAGCGCACUCUCGGUGCGGAACAUCGUGAGAGCUUUGGAAGCCCAGGAGCGCACUCUCGGAGCGGAGCAUCCUGACACAUUAGUCUCAGUCAACAAUUUGGCAGUUUGCCUCAGAGCCAUGGGCGUGCUGAAAGAUGCAGAGCCGCUCUACAGGAGAGCUUUGGAAGCCCGUGAGCGCACCCUCGGUCCAGACCAUCCUGACACAUUGGUCUCAGUCAACGAACUGGCAGGUUGCCUCAGAGCCAUGGGCCUGCUGAAAGAUGCAGAGCCGCUCUUCAGGAGAGCUUUGGAAGCCCGUGAGCGCACUCUCAGUGCGGAGCAUCCUGACACAUUGCUCUCAAUCAACAAUUUGGCAGUUUGCCUCCAAGACAUGGGCCUGCUGAAAGAUGCAGAGCCGCUCUACAGGAGAGCUUUGGAGGCCAGUGAGCGCACCCUUGGUGCCGAGCAUCCUCGCACGUUGGUUUUUGCCAAAAACUUGGCACGUUGGUCAGAUUGGAUCAGACCAGAACUGGUGGAUUUGUUCAAAUAUAUCAGCACUGUGGGAUCGACGUCGACCUGGUCGCUGCAGUUGGACCUGCCCAGUGUGGCAUCCGUAGGAGAUUUGAAGGAAUUGCUGGUGGCAAAGCAUGGCCUCAGCUUUCCACAUGGAUACAAGAUCUUAGGGAAACGACCAGGUGGAGUGGUCACCCUGGAAGACUCUGCCAAAGUUUGCAAAGACAUCUUCCUGCGGGGCGUCGAGGUGCCACAGACUCCGCAGAAGUUCCCGCGAAAAACGACCAGGAUCUAUCCGUUGCUCUUCGACCUGAACAGCGACCCAUCGGAGACCACGGAUCUCAGCCGAACGCGGCCGGAGAUCAGUUCGCGUUUGGGCGCCCGGCUGAGACACUACCGACGCCAAGCCGUGCGCCCUGUCCGCGAGCACAGGCUCUUCGCCGAGCGGCGAGUGGAUGGGCCCAUGGUGAAAACUGCUGAUUGCACAUUUGCUUCCGUAGCUCAGUAUUUGUUUAUCGUUGCCUUCGUCGAAGCCAUGAGGGCAACUUCCACUGUGGACGACUUGCGACGCUACUUCGAAAGCUUUUACCGAGAGGGUGGGGAGUUCCAAAGUGAAGAGUACCAGGACAGCAAGGAUUUCGAACAUUCUUGGAAGCAUCUUCGAACUGGCAUCGUUGUUUGGAAAGAUGCCAUUGAUUUGUCAUCAGGCCCAGAUGCCAAGGUGUUUUUUCACUACACAGAGGAGCUACCUUUCAGAAACAUCACGGCCCUUGAGAAAGAAGCUGCGGAGGUAUGGGCUUCACUGAGAACAGAGGGAAAAAGUGCAAACGCCUGGUGGGGGCGUGGUGUGUACACCGUCCCUAAAUCUCCAGACCAAUGGACAGACCGAAUGGAACUCUUAGAUAACAAUUACAGAAAUAUGAUUAAGAGAGAUGUGGAACUUCAUGGUGAAGACUAUGUGAGGAGAGUGUAUCCACCACGUGCCUCGUUCUGCAUUCCUUUGCUCAUCGACCCAGAGAAUGCCUACGACAUUUCAGUGAGGCCAACACCUGAGAUGGAGGCAGCGGGAAAGCCACCCGGCACAAAUCUGGGUGACAAGCUGUUGAAUGAGCCCGGACAGCCAGAGCGCUGUUGUGUGGUUCUCCGGGUGGCUGGCGAGGACGGCGUUGCCAAUGCUCGAUCUCGCCUGUUAGAUGCUCUCCGCACACGCGAAGCGGCUGCUCAGACUCCUGGCCUCAAGAUGGCUGCGAAAGCGCGUUUGGGAACAGCUCUGCAGAUGCGAGGCUACUUGCCGGAUAGCAAGAUUUUGCUGAGCGACGUUCUGGAGGCCCGUCAGCGCACCCUCGGUGCGGAGCAUCCUGACACAUUGGUCUCAAUCAACAAUUUGGCAAGUUGCCUCAGAGCCAUGGGCCUGCUGAAAAAUGCAGAGCCGCUCUACAGGAGAGCUUUGGAAGCCCAGGAGCGCACUCUCGGUGCGGAGCAUCCUCACACAUUGGACUCAGUCAACAAUUUGGCAGAUUGCCUCAGAGCCAUGGGCCUGCGGGAAGAUGCAGAGCCGCUCCACAGGAGAGCUUUGGAAGCCCAGGAGCGCACUCUCGGUGCGGAGCACCCUGACACACUGGUCUCAGUCAACGGCCUGGCAGAAUGCCUCCAAGCCAUGGGCCUGGUGAAAGAUGCAGAGCCGCUCUACAGGAGAGCUUUGGAAGCCCGUGAGGGCACUCUCGGUGCGGAGCAUCCUAGGAGAGCUUUGGAAGCCCGUGAGCGCACUCUCGGAGAGCUUUGGAAGCCCGUGAGGGCACGCUCGGCGCCGAGCAUCCUCAUACGAGAUUUGAAGGGAUUGCUGGUGGCAAAGCAUGGCCUGAGCUUUCCACAUGGAUGCAAGAUCUUGGGGAAACGACCAGGUGGAGUGAUGAUCACCCUGGAAGACUCUGCCAAAGUUUGCAAAGACAUCUUCCUGCGGGGCGUCGAGGUGCCACAGACUCCAGUGCAGAAGUUCCUGACGCGAAAUGGUGAGGCGAUAGCGCCACCGAUGCGAAAUGGACCUGGCUAUUGGAAUGGAAGCAACGGAACCAAUGGAACCACGAAUGGAACGAAUGGGGCGAAAGCCAAAGCUGUUUCCGCCCCAAGAAGUGAACAGAAACGAAGUUGGCUCCGCAUUUGUCAGCAGGUUUGGCGGGUUCCCGGCGCUCAAAGUGUGAAUAUCGCGCAGAUGACGGAAGCGGGCACCAUGGUGGGUCAGAUCAUGACUGCAUUAUCCAAGGAGGUGGUGCAGCAGCAACUGGACAGUUUCUUCCAGCUUUUGCAGGGCGACCAUCUGCAAGCUGCCGAAGGUCGCGAAGCGAACAUCAUCGAGUGCAUCAUGGGAGUCAGUCGAUUGCUCUGUGGAGCCUCACAGGCAAUUUUCAAGAAGCAUCAUGGCGAUGAUUCCUUGCGAUCUUUCUCCACUUUCUUUGGCGCACUCGAAGAAGCUUCGACCAUGGACCAAGUCAGCAAACUGUUGGGUUCUCUGCAGUACGUCAUCUGGAUGGGCCAUGACCAGCGCGGCAGUGUUCCCAGUGUUCCCCGGAAGCAGCCGGUGAAGGCCAUCCCCAGCUCCAUCGUCUUCGCCUAUGCGCACCAUGCGGCGCUGGCACCACUGGAGCGACGGAAACGCAGCACGGCAAGGACCUUGGCGUUUCUGGAAAUGAUGAUGAGGGAAUACGGCAAAGACCUUGCACGGUGCUCCAAAGUGAGUCGAGUGUGGAUCCUGGGGGCUCAGGAUGGCGUCGAAGGUGAGUUGGCCACUGCUGGAUAUUUCGAAGAGGCUGCGGGUUUUCUGCCUGGUGAGGGCGAAGUUUUGCAGCUUCAACUGCUGGGUGUGACGCAGCCGGCGACAGCAGUGGGAACACGCGUCAGGGUGCAGAUCCAAGGGCUGGAUGAGCCGGACUUGGUCUUUUGCCCCAACGUGACUGUGGAGUCCCUGCUGCCGCUGCUGCGCGAAGCGAGCACCCUACACCUGGCGGAGCAUCCCGUGGCGGCGACGUGUCGCUCGGGGGAGGAGGCGGAGAAGCUGCUGACGGUGAUGGAGCAGUUGGGGGCCCAGGUGAUUUUGCGCAAAGUUCGCAAUCUCUUCUCUGGCAUGGCAGCAGGGGCGGCUGCCACCUAUGACGAGCAUGGCUGGGUCACGGUGGUGAGGGGAAUCAGUAGAGAGAAGUUGGAGAAUUUCCAGCUAGGCGACCUGACGGAAGCGCAACCUGAGGAGAAAUCCGAGAAACGAAGUCCUGCAGUUUUCUGGGGUAUUCUGGAUCUGAAAUAUGAUCCCACUGUAGCUAUGGAGCAGAGGGUGAAGGUUUUGGAAACCGGUGAUGGUCGCAGUUCCAAGUUCAGUGGCUAUGGUGCAGCCAUCAAGGAGAAUUUCAAGGCCGACAAAAGGUUAGAAGAAACCUUGCACCGUGCCGUGCUGGUGGAGAAUAAGAAGUUGACCCAUGAGUUCUUCGUUGAAAGUGGCUAUGAACACUUGAUGCCACGGCAGAUGUGUUUUCGGCGCAGCUAUUACGAUACCUUGGCCCUGGAUCUCAUUGAGGGUUUAGGCUUGUCAGCUGGUAGUGGACCCGAAAGAGCCUGUGUUUUAAAGCUCUGCAACAGGGCCAGAGGUGCUGGCUGCAUUCCAAUCAAAGCAACAGAUCUGGAUGUGGCGCUGGAAAGGCUGCUGACGCUGCCGGAAAAUGCUGAAGAAUGGCUGAAGGAACAGGAUGAUCAGUUUCCACGCAACUGCAAGUGGGGUUGUUUCGAGGAACAAGUUCGCCACUGGUGGUCCAACGAAUGUCCCGUCUUUGUGGCUGAAGAGCUAUGUCAUUCUGCCCCAGUGGUGCAAGAUGGGCAGAACUUCGAUGGCACCAUGCGGGUGGGUUUUUCCCUUCAUCGGAUCGAAGAGCCUUCGGAGAAUGCCAAGGAUUCCGAGGAAGAGGAACUCCUCAGCGGUUUCGAACCUUCGCCCCCCGAUGCGCUGCCCUCCAUGCAGUGGCCGGGAGACUUGCGACCCGGCACGCUGACGAUCCAAUGGCUGGGAGGUUACUGGAAGUUGCCGGCAGAGGAUAUGACCUCGAAGGAUCUCAGUGGCAAAAUCAUCAGCAAGGCGCGGCAAGGCACGGCACCGGUCGACAAACGCCAUCUGCACGAGGUCUAUGUGGCCUUGGGUGACGCCGUACAGUUGGUCUUCACCAACGCAGGUCUCUCACCGCAGACCUUGCUGCGACGCUAUCCAAAAAUCAACGAACUGGGUGCCUUCAUCGCUGCGCGCUUGGCGUGUUCCAUGCGCAUUCGAGAUCCCAAUAAGAGCAACAUGGUUCUGGGCUUGGCGCAAGCUGCGGUCUCCAAGUGUUCCGCGUCUCCGUGCAAGGACUUCGUGGAAUCCUACAUUCACCGCAAUUUCGGCGUCAUUGAUGCCAUGAUGGGAAAGAAGAAGGCGGUGGAACACCUGAAAAAAGCCAUUGCCGUGAUGCCAACUAACGCCACAGCGCGAUAUUUGUUGGGAAUGCAACACCUGGAGUCGGAGCAGUGGACUGCUGCCAUUGGGAGCUUUGAGGAAAGUUUGCAGCUGGAUCCAGAUUUCAAGGCUCCCUGGAUCAACAUGGCAGUGGCAUUCCUGCGGCUACGCCAGUGGCAACGGGUUUUGGAGGUCAGUGACGCUGCACUCUACCGCCAUCCCAACACAGCGCAUUGCUUCUACAACAAAGGUUUGGCGUACUUCUUUCUGGCUCUGGAGCAGGAACAGGCCUUAUUCCAGGGAGGACGUUGGCAUCCCGCAGGGCACCGAACUCAGGCCUUGCAGGCCUUUCAAGAUGCGCGCAGCAAUUUGGAGAGGAGCUCGCUUUGGACGGAGAGGGACGAUCAGCUGGUCAACAGCCUGCAAAACGUGGACAGCUUCUUAAGUAAACCCAUGAGUUGGGAUGGUUGGAAGUUCUUCGCAUGGCGCCCCUGA
Molecule: messenger RNA, 7938 nt
Organism: Cladocopium goreaui
Lineage: Eukaryota; Dinophyceae; Suessiales; Symbiodiniaceae
Source: the annotation of a GenBank genome assembly